Molecule: messenger RNA, 327 nt
Organism: Dibothriocephalus latus
Lineage: Eukaryota; Metazoa; Platyhelminthes; Cestoda; Diphyllobothriidea; Diphyllobothriidae
Source: the annotation of a GenBank genome assembly
AUGCAAGGUGGCAGUGAUUGUCAACCACAAAUCAACCUUCGGUCUGGAAUGAUUCAGUCAAGGGAUGAAACUGCCAAGGACUGGCUGCUUCGGGUGCAGCGAAAUAUCGGCACAACAGUUCCAACUGCAGAACAUCAGAGGGCAUGCCGAUCAAUCUUCCUUUCUGGCCUUCGAGAGGAAUACAGAGAUCGGGCAAUGGAUCUUCUGCCAGGUGACUUGCAAAAUCUGGCAGCUAACCUUGAUCAGGGUUUUGGAAAUGCACCGGAAUCUAAGCCAAAAUGUAAUGUGCCUGCUUCUCCGAGGCCUGUGGUGCGUAUGCUCAGAUGA